GAUGAAGAGCAUGGAAAAUGACGCACAUCCUCCGUCGAUGUUCCUGCAUUAGCAUUUGCUUUUUUUAAAAAAAAUUGGCGUUAUUAUUUCCUCAGUUACUGAAUCUUGUUUUGCCACAACAGUAGAUGCGACACCGAUUCAAUAUUUUGGAUCUGCAGAAUGUCCAAGAUCAGGCGGAAGGUUACAGUGGAGAAUUCAAAAACGAUAUCUGACAGCAGCAGCACCACCGCAUCCAGCAGCACCAGCAACCCUGCCGCCCCCUCGCGCCGACCCAGCGUGUUUGAACGACUUGGCCCGAGCACUGGGAGUAAUGCUGCUGAUAGUCACUGCAGAAAUUGGCUGAAGACGGGGAACUGCAGUUACGGCAACACUUGUCGCUACACACAUGGAAGUCAACCACGAGGCAAAGGAUUUAACUUCAGCCGGUCAGCGGAGAGACCCACCGGCGAUCUGCGGGAGAGGAUGAAGAACAAAAGACAAGAUAAUGACCCAGAAAGCGUGAAGCGAGACUUGGACGAGCCUGCAUCUCCCACAGGAAGACAGAGAGACUCCUCCCGAGGCCGACAUAGAGAGAAGGAGGGUAUCAAAAUUACAAAGGAGCGUACCCCAGCCAGUGAGGAAGAGCCCCCAGAGUGGGAGACAACUCGUGAGGAUUCAGAUAUUGGUGACUAUGACUACGAGUUGUCCCUUGAGAUGAAACGUCAGAAGAUUCAACGUGAGCUGAUGAAGCUGGAGCAGGAGAAUUUGGACAAGAGGGAAGAGAUGGUCGUGAAGAAAGACGAGACCUCCACCAAAACAAGAUCUACGGCCGUUCAAAAAGCCUCCCCUGAGCAGUUAUCCUCGCGAGACUCCCCUUCAACCAGGAAGUCCAGUGGCUCCCCAAAACACAAAAGUGGAGUUAAAGGCUCUGGGAAGAAAGAGAAGAAGGCAUUAGCAUCCUCGCCUAUCGCAGAAACUGCCAAAUCGAAAGGAUCUCACAGUAAGAAGAAAGGGCCUCGUACCCCCAGUCCUCCCCCUCCAGUACCUCUGGACAUCCCCGUGGUUGGGAAGAAGCACAAAGGCAAGCACAAAAACAAAGAGAAGGGCGAGGAGAAGCAGAAGGAGGGGAAAGACAGGGGACGGGAUGCAGAAAAACACAAAGGACAAAACAAAAAGGAAAAGCACAGGGAUCGAUCAGACAGUUCCCAUAAGACCAAGCGCUUGAUGACAUCAGAGGAGCGAUCCGGUAGUGUGUCGCCCCCCACCAGGAAGAAGUCUAUUUCCCCCAAAGCUGCUUCACAUAAGGCCACCCUGCUGGUGUCUCCGCCUCGCAGAUCUCCAUCUCCUCAACGCCACCAGCGCACGCCCACUCCGCCCCACCGGCGCUCUCCUUCCUCUCGCUCCGACUCCUCCCCGCAGCGGCAUUCGACCUCACCUCGCCGUAGGCGCUCGUCCUCCCCGGCCUACCACCGCAGCGGCGCCGCUGUGGCCUCUUCGCCGCCAAGGUCCCAGCGGUCACGAUCUCCGGCCGUUUCCCACGAUGCGUCCUCGCCGCACCGGCGCUCUGAUAGAUCAAGCCCUGCUCGGCGCCACUCGAGAGGCCGGGAGAGAAGCCGCGGCGACAGAGAGAGGAGUCCGCACACUCAGGAGCGCCGACGUGAGCGCAGAGAUGACAGCCGAAGCAAGCGAGAGAAGGACAAUAACCGCGACGAUAGGGACUACGACACGGAGCAGGUCCUGUCUCGGGAUAGCCGUGAUGACCGAGACUCCAGGGAAGCCCGAGAGCGACGGGAUGGUCGAGCACGGGACACAGCCAGAGAGCUUCGUGACCGCAGAGAUGUGAAGGAGACGCGAGAGAGCAGGACAGAAACCCGCUGCAGUCGAGAGUCCCUUGAGCGUCGGGAUCGUGAGCGAGAGCGUGAAAAGGACAGGGAUAGGGAGAGAGAGCGGGAAAAGGAGAGGGAGAGGAUGGACACCCUCAGGAAGGAGGAAGCGGCCCAGGAUGACAGGAGUUACGGGAGAUCUCAUGGACGUGAAGAAGGAGGAAGGGAUGUGCGAGCUGAGACCAGAACAGAGCGAAACGGACGAGGGAGGGGACGUGAAAUACCUGACAAAGGCUCAAACAGGAACUCUCGAGGGUCUCAGAUGGACAGCAGCCAUGAAAACUGGGAGUCUCGAAGCGGCGGUGCACGUGAACGGAGCAUAGAGAGGAGCAAUGCCUCAGAGCGAGACCGCUACGAUGGCGACAAGAGAGGAGAGCAGGGCCGAGACUCUUCGUAUGACAGGAGAGGCGGCCACAGUGAAAGAGACCGCAGAGAUAAUCGCGACAGAGAUCAAAGAGCGGCUUCCCCAAAUAGACACCAGAGAAGAUCGGAGGAGUCCGAGAGGGACGACAGAAGGGAUGAGCGCAGGGCAGAUCGAGGAGACGAGAGGCGGGAGGACAGGACCAGAGACCGUGAGAGAGACAGGGAGCGAGAGCGGGAACGGGAGAAAGACAGGGAGCGGGAGAGGGAAAAGGAGCGGGAAAAGGAGAGGGAGGCUGAGCGGGAGCGUGCCAGGGAGAGGGAGAGAGACAGGGAGCGGGAGCGGGAGAGAGAGGAGCGAGAACGGGAGAGAGAGGAGCGCGAGAGGGAGAGGAAGGAGCGGGAACGGGAGAGAGAGCAGCGAGAGCGAGAGAGGCAGCGGGAAUGGGAGGAGCGAGAGAGAGGGAGGGACGAAAGGCGAGAGAGGAGAGAAGAUGCCCGAGAUGACCGUGCCAUUCGAGAAACACGGGACGAUCGCAAAACAAGCCGCAAGCGACACAGGUUGGAGAGCAGCCCGAGCCCCCGACCUUCACCCAAGCGGGGGACGCGUGACGUCAGUCCUGCAGACAGUGACGGCUACAUCAGCGCAGAUGAGAAAAGUGAGCGUCCAAUAGGCCGAGGACUGGCCAAGCUCCACCCACAGCCCCUCCUCCCCAGCCCCGUGUGUCCGCCUCCGAGUGACAGUGCAGACAAGCAUCGCCUUUUGAGCCAGGUGGUGCGGCCCCAGGAGCCCCCGUUGCGCUCCCCAUUGAGGGCUACAGCGCCCGAUGACAAGCCUGGCCACUGGAAGGAUGAGGAGCGCAGAGGAGCAGCAGACAAGAGGGAACUGCGCAGUCGCCACGAGGACCAGGAGGUCCGAGGCGAGCGCAGCAGGGGAGGUGACCGACGAGGGGAUCAGCUGCCAGACACACACUCAGACGCUCGUAGCCGAGGCAGGGACCUGCGAAACCCCACACCGCCUCCUGUUUCUGUAGCUCCUGGUGCCGACAGCGAAGACAGAGAUGUCGCCGGGUCACAACCCCAAGAGGAUAGUAAGAAGAAGACCAAAUCACUGAGGAAGGGCUUGAAGAAAGGGCGCAAAGAUGAAAGUGAGGUGGCUGGUGGCAAAAGCCUGACUGAGCCCCCGACUGGCGCUAUGACAGGUGGGCCCCCAUCUCUACAUUCACCAAGAAAAGGAGCAAAGAAGAAGGUACUUGAGCGCAAAAGAAAACGGUCACAUGGAGAUUCUGAUGUAUCUGAGGAGGAUUCUUCAGCGCACCAACCCCAUAAUAAGAGGAAGAGAGGACCUCGGACACCGCCGCCAUCAUUGAGACCGGGUCACCGUGGCACUGGAGCCAAUGCCGAGCCCUCUCCACAGUCCAAAACGGACAACUUCAGUGACUGGUCAGAUGAGGAGGUCUCAGAUCGAGGUCAGCUGGACUCUGCUGUUGCUGAGCAAGCUCCAACUGAGCCUCCUCGGAGAGGUUGUGGCCCCAGGAUGGGCCGGGAAAGGGAGAGACGCAACCCCCUACCCAUCGCCCCUCUGCUUCUGCAGGACCCUCCCAUGAUGCUGCAGACAUUAACGCCACAGCCUCUGAUGUCCCAGCCCCUUCUCCGCAAACCUCUCCCAGAGCAGACGCGCAGCAGCAGCAUGGGAAGCAAUCAGAGCCGCACGUCAUCCAGACGACCACGGUCCCCCUCCAGUGAGUCGGCCCACCGUGAUGACCUUCAAGGACCACGGUCCCGCAGGGGCCGCCUUCAGGGGAGUGGCGCACAUGACCGUGAAAGGGAGCGAGAAAGAGAAAGGUUGGCACUGAGUGACCCACCAGGAGCUGAGAGGAAAUCACGAAUCGACCAAUUGAGGAGAGCCGAGCCUAGCCGCAGUACCUCCUCAGACCGCCAGGAUUCCCGCAGCCACAGCUCCAGGCGUAGCUCCCCCGACUCUGAGAGGCAGGCCAGGUCCCAGUCCCGCGCCGGCUCCUACGACAGUCGAGAGCGGGAACGCGACAGGGAGCAAUUUGACCGUGAACGCGACCGAAAAGACGUCCGGCAACAGCAGCCAGGCCUGAUACUCCAGCAGCCUCUUCAACAGCAGAGAGACUGGGAUCCCGAAUCCAGGGAGUGGCCUAGUAGGGGACGAGAGCCCCUGCUCAUGCGUCCCAGCCGGGAACCUCUUCUGAGGGAGAGGGACAUCCGGGACAGGGAGCGCUUACUCCCUGAGGGACUCAUUCAGCAGCAUGAGCGAGAACGCGAGAGAGAGCGUGACAGAGAAAGGGAGAGAUUGAUGAUGCUGGCCUCUCCCUCCCACUCUGACACCAGAGCUGCGGCGCGAGGUGACCUGAUAAGACAAGACAGAGGUGACUAUGAGCCCCUCCUUCCAAGAGAAGCCUUCAGCCCGCCAGAACCUGAGAAACCCAGCAACAGUCACCACGUGGCGGGCGAGCAGCCAGAGAUGGAGAGAAUAGACAGCAUUGACGGAGAGGAUGACGGGAAAGAAGAUGACAGCCAGUCAGUGGCAUCUGUUGGAGAAGAGUAUGAACCAAUCAGUGAUGAUGAGCUUGAUGAAAUUCUGGCUGACAGUCAGAAAAAGGAAGAGCAGCAGGAUGAGGAGAAAAUUGCAGGCCCUCUGGAUGUCAUCGAUGUGGACUGGUCUAGCCUGAUGCCCAGACAGAAACAGGAACCCAGAGCCGCCGGGGCAGCACUGCUGCGCUUCACCCCAGGGGCUGUUCUCCUGAGGGCAGGUGUCUCCAAGCGACUUGCUGGGCCUCAGCUCUUGGAGAAGGUGAAAGAAGUAUGCAAAGCAGAGCUAGAUGACCCUAAAGAUGCCGACAAGCUGUUUGAGCACGACCUCGGAGCCUUAAACAUGGCCGCCCUGAACAGACGUGUAGAAAGGGCGGGUCUACUCAGCAACCUGGGGCCCUGCUGCAAGGCUCUGUGUGCCCGUAGGGAUUUGGCCAUCCGCAGAGAGCUGUUAAAAAAUGACAAGGGCCUCACCAAGCAGUAUCCCAUGAACCCCGUGGUGGACAGUGAGCUGCUACAAAUGAGCAUGCGUCUUUUUAGGAAAACUGUGGCUGGUCCGGAAAGGUCAGACGGUGGGUCAGAUCCAGCUCCUGAACUGAGCUUGCCAGCGCCGCCCAUUGCGGCACAGCCAGAAGUUUGCGUGUCCUGAGAUGAACAAUGGGGUUUUAGGAGGGAAACACAUGAACAUAAUUGCUUGUGAGCCCCAACGUCUCCCUAAUGGUCGCAUUUGGUCACAUACGCCAUGUUUUAGUAGGAAAUGAACGCAUAAAAAAUGUGAAUCAUUAUUAACGUUUAAAAUGUUUUGCACGUUUUCUGUGCCAUAGAAUACUGGACCUUCGAGCCUGGAGGAAGGCUUGUCAUUAACUUGGUACAAGAAAUGUUAACACAUCUUUAAAAAAAAAAAAAAAAAAAAAAAAUCACACAAGCUUUUUAGUGCUUUUUAAAGCCUGUUUUGAGUUUUAUUGUCAGUGUCACCUGCCUUAAGUCAGUGUCAUGUUUGCAUACAUUGUGCAUUUCUUACAGAAAGUGGUGCAGGCAGCAGGUGUUUGAGCCAGAUUUCCACAGGAGGAAAAAAAAAAAAAAAACGCAUCUUACAUGUUGAAGAUGACAAAUGUCAAAAUGCAGCCUUCAAAAUUAGGCAACACAUCUCAGCAUUUAAAGGCUAUAUUUUUUCUUAUUUGACAUUGCAAACAUUUCUUUUGAAUGACAAAUACAAUGGAACCGAACACACAAUGCCGCAGUGAAAAAUCAUAAACUGGUUCAAAAAAAUGUAUUUUCCUAGAUAUUUUUAUAACAAUUUUGAUUCAUCUGGACUAUGAAAGGCCGUGUGCAUCACCACAAGUUAAAGCUGCGCUUUAAACUUACUUGCUUACCUUUUAUUUGUGGGUCUUUCUUGGUAUGACAUUUCAGCCUUCAAAUGUGACACGGGUGAUGUCUUACCUGCAGCAACUCCUAAUCAAUUCUUCUAUGCAGGUACAGUCCAGCUCCUCUGAAAUGUUUUGCAGGAUGUGAGCCAUGUUGCUCAUGGUUCUUCUUGUAUUGUAUUUUCAGUAUUGAGUACUGUCUUUUUUUGUUUUGGUUUUGCUCUGGCAGUACCGCAAGUCCCUGCAAUGCACUGAGAUGAAGUGUGAGCUUAUACUGUUGAACGCGGAGUAGCACCGACGCACUGAAACCCUCAUCAGUCCUCACCAUCCAGGAAGAGACACUAGAAUGCUUAGCUAAACCAGACCGAAAAGCUCCUCCGUGAGAACUCGACAUGUUUUCUGUGUUCUCACGGUUGACCAUCCAUUGACAAUAAAAAUAAGAAUAAUUAAAAAAAGACUUAUAUAGCUGGACAAAUGGACCUUGCGUUUUUUUCUCAGAGUCAACUAUCAGUUAGUGCUACAGCUGAAGUCCAUUGCACCAGCUUCAGUAUUGCCUCCCUCCCGGCAGUCUGACAGAACAAUAACUUUUGUCUUGGAUUCCACAUGAUAAACUUAGACAGACUUCAUUGAUCCAUAAGGGAAUUUGCUUGGUUGCAGUAGCUCAAAAGGAAAGACACUCAAAAUGCAAUAUGAACAAAAUGUAAUCAAAUAGAAUAUAAGAAACAGGAUUUAAAUAUUUAUGAUGGCAGUUUAUAUAUAUAUAGAUAGAUAGAUAUAUACUGCUCAAAAAAAAUGAGAGGAACACUUUGAAAACACAUCAGAUCUAAACUGGGGGAAAAAUGAUGUUGAAUAUGUUUCCUGAUAAUAAGUGGGUGAUGUAUUAGUAACAAAAUGAUGCCACAUCAUUUGAUAGAAAUGAAAGUGAUCACCCUAUAGAGGGGGGAAAUCAAAGACACCCCAAAAAUGAAAGUGGAAAAAAUGAUGCAGCACACUGGUCCAUUUUGCUAAAAUGUCAUUGUAGCAACUCAAAAUGAUUCUCAGUAGUUUGUGUGGCCCCCACGUGCUUGUACGCAUGCCUGACAACGUGGGGGCAUGCUCCUAAUGAGACUACGGAUGGUGUCCUGGGGGAUCUCCUCCCAGAUCUGGACCAGGGCAUCAGUCUGAGGAGCAACCUGGCGUCGCCAGAUGGACCUAAACAUAAUGUCCCAGAGGUGUUCUAUUGGGUUUAGGUCAGGUGAACGUGGGGGCCAGUCAAUGGUAUCAAUUCCUUCAUCCUCCAGGAACUACCUGCAUACACUAGCCACAUGAGGUCGGGCAUUGUCGUGGACCAGGAGGAACCCAGGUCCCACUGCACCAGCGUAGGUUCUGACAAUGGGUCCAAGGAUUUCAUCCCGAUACCUAAUAGCAGUCAGGGUGCCGUUAUCUAACCUGUAGAGGUCUGUGCGUCCUUCCAGGGAUAUGCCUCCCCAGACCAUCACUGACCCACCACCAAAGCGGUCAUGCUGAAUGAUGUUGCAGGCAGCAUAACGUUCUCCACGGCAUCUCCAGACCCUUUCACGUCUGUCGCAUGUGCUCAGGUUGAACUUGCUCUCAUCAGUGAAGAGCACAGGGCACCAGUGGUGUAGUUGCCAAUUCUGGUGGUCUAUGGCAAAUGCCAAUGGAGCUCUACGGUGCUGGGCAGUGAGCACAGGGCCCACUACAGGACGUCGGGCCCCCAGGCCACCCUCAUGGAUCCUGUUUCUGAUUGUUUGGUCAGAAACAUUCACACCAGUGGCCUGCUGGAGGUCAUUUUGUAGGGCUCUGGCAGUGCUCAUCCUGU
Messenger RNA from Dunckerocampus dactyliophorus (ringed pipefish), 7964 nucleotides. RefSeq names its product zinc finger CCCH-type containing 13 (gene zc3h13). Lineage: Eukaryota; Metazoa; Chordata; Actinopteri; Syngnathiformes; Syngnathidae. The transcript has 20 exons. Bases 160 to 5430 code for a protein of 1756 amino acids. Gene Ontology annotation, molecular function: metal ion binding. Gene Ontology annotation, cellular component: RNA N6-methyladenosine methyltransferase complex. The record is from RefSeq and is a predicted model, not a curated record.